Molecule: messenger RNA, 2736 nt
Organism: Apodemus sylvaticus (European woodmouse)
Lineage: Eukaryota; Metazoa; Chordata; Mammalia; Rodentia; Muridae
Gene: Tspyl2
Product: TSPY like 2
Exons: 7
Coding region: 135-2171 (678 amino acids)
Biological process (GO): nucleosome assembly
Cellular component (GO): nucleus; chromatin
Molecular function (GO): chromatin binding; histone binding
Source: RefSeq, a predicted model, not a curated record
CUGUGGGAGGGGACGUCAGAGCGAGGUGGUGAGCCGAGCUGGUCGCGUGAGGUGUGGCGGCUCCGCUUCUAGUGUGACCGGUGGCUACGGCCUUGUCUGAGAGCGGAAGAGCCAGUGCUUUGAGUGCGGUCACCAUGGACCGCCCGGAUGAGGGGCCUCCGACCAAGACCCCCCGCCUGAACAGCUCGGAACCCCGUCAGCGCGACCUGCCGCCCCCGCCACCCCCACCGCUCCAGCGACUGCCCCUGCCUCCACCGCAGCAGCGUCCGAGACCCCAGGAAGAAACCGAGGCUGCACAGGUGCUGGCUGACAUGAGGGGGGUGGGCCCCACGCUGCCCCCACCACUGCCCUAUGUCAUUCUUGAGGAAGGGGGGAUCCGCGCGUAUUUCACCCUGAGUGCUGAGAGUCCCGGAUGGGAUCACGCGAUGGAGUCAGGGUUCGGGGAGGCCCCUUCCACAGGGAUCAUGGAAACGCUCCCAUCUUCAGAAAUCUCUGGGGAAAGCCUGGCAAUCGACUUUCAGGUCGCAGAGCCCAGCAGCCUUGGAGAGAAGGCCCUAGAAACCUGUAGCUUAGAAGGGUGGGGGCCCCAGAUGUUAGUUGAUCCGAAGAGGAAGGAGGAGGCUAUCAUAAUAGUGGAAGAUGAGGAUGAGGAUGAAAAGGAAAGUGUGAGGAGGCGGCAGCGUCAGCGUCGGAGGAGGAGGAGGAGGAGGAGGAAGCAGAGGAAGGCGAAGGAGAGCCGAGACAGGAGUGCCCAGAGGAUGGAAAGCAUACUGCAGGCCCUGGAGAGCAUUCAGAUGGACCUGGAGGCGGUGAACGUCAAGGCAGGGAAGGCCUUCUUGCGUCUCAAACGCAAAUUCAUCCAGAUGCGAAGACCCUUUUUGGAGCGCAGAGACCUGAUCAUCCAGCAUAUCCCAGGCUUCUGGGUCAAAGCAUUCCUCAACCACCCCAGAAUUUCAAUCUUGAUCAACCAACGUGAUAAAGACAUUUUCCGCUACUUGACCAAUCUUCAGGUCCAGGACCUCAGACAUAUCUCCAUGGGCUACAAAAUGAAGCUGUACUUCCAGACAAACCCAUACUUUACAAACAUGGUGAUCGUCAAGGAGUUCCAACGCAACCACUCAGGCCGGUUGGUGUCUCAUUCUACCCCAAUACGUUGGCACCGGGGCCAGGAACCCCAGGCCUAUAAUCGCAGGAGCCAUGACACCAGAGAAAGCUUCUUCAACUGGUUUUCCAAUCACAGUCUCCCAGAAGCUGACAAAAUUGCUGAGAUCAUCAAGAACGACCUGUGGGUUAACCCAGUACGCUACUACAUGAGACGAGGUGGCUACAGAACAAGCAGAAAGAGGCAACUAGGGAAGGAAAGUAGAGCCAAGCAUCAGUAUGAAAUGGUGAUCAUGGAAGAUGUGCAUGACCAUUAUGCAGUUGAAGACAUUCUCAGUGAAAUCUCAGAAACUGAUGAGAUCACUGACAAUGAGGCCAUUCCCGACAUCAAGAUCUCUGACUUCAUGGAGACCACCGACUACUUUGAGACUACUGAUAAUGAGGUAACCGAUACCAAUGAGACCCCAUGCGACAGUGAGAAUCCUGACCACAGUGAGGGCUACAGCACCAAGAUCACUGACAACAAAGGGAGCGUUGCCACAAACCCAGAUGACAACCGUGACAACCCAGAGGAAAAUACCUAUGACAGUGAGGAUUCCAAUAGCGAGAAAGAUGAUGGUGACAACCAGCAGGUUACUAAUAUCCAAGAGAGCAGUGAUAGUGACAAUGGAGAUGAGGGCAGUGAUGACGAAGAUGAUGACGGUAAUGAGGGGGACAAUGAGGGCAGUGAUGAUGAUGACGACAUUGAGGGUGACAAUGAGGGCAGUGAUGAUGACAGGGACGUUAGAUACUAUAAGAAUGGCACCGAAGUCUUUGACAAGGCUCUGGAUAACCGCACCAACCGGGAUGAAUAUGAGGAGGAGGUAGAACUCAUCUCUGAAGACUCAAUUGAGGAAGAAGAGGAAGAGACCAGUGAGGAAGCUAGCGAGCUAAGUGAGGACAGCUAUGAAGAUGAACGAAUCUAUGGGGCAGAAGGAAGUGGAGGGAACUCUGAAGAUUCUGAUGUCCAGGAAGUGCUGCUGGUCCCAAAAGCUUGGGCCGGCCUGGGGAAGAAAGGGAAAAUCGGAUAAACAUCUUGCCCUUUAGGGGCCCUCUCUAUACCCCUAUACCCUAUCCCAUUUGCCCUCCUCUUAAGCUAGGGCUGUGCGGCCCCAUAUUGCACUUCUGGGGGGGGAGACCGACUUAUUACACGGGUUUAAAGUUUAUUUUUAUGGUUUAGUAAUUGCAGAGUUCUUAUUUGGAGGAGGGACCACCCUCCCCUUCGGCCCUCCUCCACUGCAGGCUUCUGUGUGCUGCUAAUCUUAUUUAUUGUGAUGCCUUGGUCAGGGCCCCUCUAGCCCCCUUCUCGUGAGCUUAGGCCCAAGAGCCUCUCUCUGUGCUGCGUGAACAUCCUAUCUCUAAGCGAGAAGGGCCGCUGUGACCUUCGUCACAACUGCACUGUGGCCUCAGACUCUGCUACCACCCCCUUCUCCCGAGUUUCUCUCCAACCCCUUUCUUCCCUUCGACAGCCCUGACUGCUAGCCCGCCUCAGUGGCUUUGCAAGGCAGCUUCGCCUUUGUGGUAUCCUGCUCCCCAGAAGCCCCGCCCCGUUUCCCGUGACCCUUGACGAGUCUAAUAAAAGUGAGCAAAUUCAAA